Molecule: messenger RNA, 6029 nt
Organism: Cyclopterus lumpus (lumpfish)
Lineage: Eukaryota; Metazoa; Chordata; Actinopteri; Perciformes; Cyclopteridae
Gene: hs6st3b
Product: heparan sulfate 6-O-sulfotransferase 3b
Exons: 2
Coding region: 607-1926 (439 amino acids)
Cellular component (GO): membrane
Molecular function (GO): heparan sulfate 6-sulfotransferase activity
Source: RefSeq, a predicted model, not a curated record
AUAACGCAUUAUGUGUCGGCUCGGAUGCAGCAGCAUCCUCUCUCAAGAGCAUUACAGCACACACAGUCAGUCAGACCGAGGAGGAGGAUGCUGCGGGAGGAUCCAGCCCGACAGUCCGAGCCGUGCAGGCACAUCUCCGCGGAAGUCCGUCCGUCACCGAAGUGAACCGUCCUGCGCGUCACACUGUGGUCCGCACGAGAGAAGGGAGAACAAAAUAUAGAGACGGGGGAGGCGGGGUGGGUUGGGGGGGGUGACGGACUAACAACUCUAAUCAAUCUUGAACUUGAUACUGGAGUAUGGGAGUCGCCCGCACGGAUGCAGCUCUCCGCCGGCUUUAGAAGUUACAGCAGGACAUUUUGAAUGCCAUGACUCUUGACUUUGGACAAGAAUUCCAGCGCAGUGCAGACGAAGGGGGGAAAAAAGGUGCACUUCCAGUUUACCGGAGGGUGUUAUCUGAUCAACAUGUGGCACGUAAAUAAUAGGCAUCUUUAGUCUUUCUUGAGGCAUGGACCAUUAGGGUAUAUCGACCCCCCCACCCCCACCCCCUGGAGAACCCACGGGUGCUACUUAUUAUUCACAGUAAUGGAAUGAAGACAUUAUCUUGAUAUGAUGGAUGAUAGAUCCAGUAAGCUCAUCUUGGUUCCUAUUUUAGCUGUCCUUUUUGUUAUGAUAGGUUACCAGUACAUCUGUCCCGCGGGCAGCAAUUCGUGCUACUUUAAGGCUGGGGAGAAACUCGGGGGGGUAAGCCUGCUCUCCACCCCGUACCAGGACAGCGACGAUUUCUACAGAGACCAGGACCUGGAGGACGACAGCCCUCCGAAACAACCGUCAAAAUUCAACUUCACCGAAAGAGACCUCGACCGACACGUGGAGUUCAACAUCAAAGGGGACGACGUGAUAGUGUUUCUGCACAUCCAGAAGACCGGAGGAACCACUUUCGGGAGACACUUGGUGAGGAAUAUUCGCUUGGAGCAGCCGUGCGACUGCAAGCCGGGGCAGAAGAAAUGCACGUGCCACCGGCCGGGGAAAGAGGAGUCCUGGCUCUUCUCCCGGUUCUCGACCGGCUGGAGCUGCGGACUGCACGCGGACUGGACCGAGCUCACGAACUGUGUACCGGUCAUUAUGGAUAAGGAUAAGGAGGCCCAGAGGAAUAUAAGGAACUUCUACUACAUCACCAUGCUGCGAGACCCGGUCUCCCGCUACCUGAGCGAGUGGAAACACGUCCAGCGCGGGGCCACGUGGAAGACCGCCCUCCACAUGUGCGACGGACGCUCGCCUACCCAGGACGAGCUGCCCACCUGCUACAACGGGGACGACUGGUCCGGUGUUACGCUGACAGAGUUCAUGAACUGCCCGUCCAACCUCGCCAAUAACCGGCAGGUCCGCAUGCUGGCUGACCUCAGCCUGGUGGGCUGCUACAACCUGUCCUCUAUGAACGAGAGCCAGCGCAACCACAUUCUUUUGAGCAGCGCCAUGAGCAACCUGAAGAACAUGGCCUUCUACGGCCUCACUGAGUUCCAACGCAAGACGCAGUACCUGUUUGAGCGGACGUUCAGCCUGCGCUUCAUCGCCGCGUUCACGCAGAUCAACAGCACGCGAGCCGCCAACGUGGACCUGAGCGAGCCCGUGCGCAGACGCAUCGAGGAGCUCAACUAUUUGGAUGUGCAGCUCUACGAGUACGCAAAGGACCUGUUCCUCCAGCGUUUCCAGUUCACCCGCCAGAGGGAGCACCAGGAGGUGCGCUUGAAGAGGCGCGAGGAGAGGCGUUGGCUGAGGGAGCAGAAAGAGCAGGGCAGGCCAUGGCCGCCCAAACAUAAAGGGGGAGGAAAUGGAGGCGGGAGAAGGGGAGGAGGGCUGGAGAAAGGGAGUGAGAGGGACUUCCCCACCACCACUGAGGAUUACACGAGCCAAGUGGCCCGUUGGUGAGGCUUCGGUCUUCAGAGAGAGGAGCAAGAGAGAGAUUCCUCAGACUUUGUUUAAACCUUUGACUUUCUCUCGCACAUCCUCUGUCGCUCUGUUUUUGCCUCACCAUUAAUCUGUCUCCUGCAUCUGUCUGUUUCUCAGCUUCAGUGUAAUCCGAGUGCUCUGCUGUUUCUUUAUGAAAACUGCCACGUCUGUGAGUCUCACAGCAGCUCUGCCUUGGACUGCCCUUUGGUGUCUUAAAUCUUUAAAUGCUGUUUAUACAUUUUUUCGUCAUUUGAUUUUGGCCUUGGUCAUUUCUCAUUGGUUGAAUAAGACAGUAAACUGAGGUGUAAGAAGAAGAAAAAAAACAAUCAAAAGAAGCUGCUAUAGACUGCAAUGAAUGCAACUGCUAGAAAAAACACUUGAAUGAUGUAGUUGUAAAGGAACUGAUGGUUGCAUGUCCCACAUUAACAUUAUAUUGCAAUCUCCAAACGAUGUACUAUACUGUGAGCCAAAGUUAAUGAAAUAAAUUGCAAUCAAUGACAAUGAAACCCUUUCUCGAGACCAUGCUGUAUGCAUGCAUGUUUUAAACCAAAUUAUAGAAGACCAUCUGAUGCUUAUUAGGUUACAAUCCAAUAUAUAUGUGUAAUUUUCUGAAAUGUAAUACCUUGCAGACUUUAACACGUCUCUCAAAGAUAACAUGUUCACACCACGCCAAUCGUACAGUCACACAGAGUGCAUCCUGCUGUGCGACAUAGCUUCAGUCUUUCCCCGUACUUUAGGUAAAACAUUUUCUUUUACAUGAAAAAAAAAAAGGAAAGGUGUAAUACAUUUUUGAAGUAGUGGUGUUGCAGAGAUACAUAGUUGGUAAAUAGUACAGGUGAUGAAAUGUGUCAGUGUGGCUGGGUGUAUGGCCUGACUGUGAAUGAGAUGAUCAGCAUUCAGCUCUCACGCCCCUCCCCGUCACACCGGCUGCUUUUACAUGUUUGUGGAGCUGACGGCGACUGCACUGUGGGCAGCGGGAGCGCUUUCAUGCCAGCCGAGCACCAGCCAGCAAAAAAAAACAGCAGCCUCAAAGCAGUUAGAAAGCGUGUCUGUCAUUUAUUUCUUUUGCCCGAUAGUUUCCCGUCCUUCAAAUCCAAUCAGCGUGGCAAUACGUGAAGAUGAAAGAGGGCUUGUUUUUAUCUGCUUAAAUAGGCUUCAAUGAUGCUUUUUAUGCCUCUUAUCUCAUAUUCACUCAAAAUCCCUGCUUAUCAAAUUAAAUGUUCACUAAAUGUCAACAUGGAAGUGGGACUGCUGCUUUCCAUUUCUGGUUUCUUCUCUGAUUGCAGUAACUUAUGAAAUACCUCAGAGGGCACAGUCUAAUUUCAUUUACAAGAAUUGCCUGCUUGUCGUCUUGUUUGAAUGAUCAUCUAGCAGCUCGUGCAGUGAAUGUGUUGAAAUGAAUACUGGUUUACGCUGUCAGGAGUUGUAUUGGUGCACUUGUCUGUACGGAUGCACUUAGUUGGAGUUCAGUGAGUGUGUGGAUGGCUGGAUGAGAACAAAGACGAGGUGUAUAGCACAUUAAUACAACUUCAAGUGUUUCAAUGGGAGCUACAGCUUUGAAUAGUGAAUCGUUUCGAGUAGAAUUUAAAACUGAAUUCAUCAGGUUUGCAUUGUCGCAGUGACAUAGGUUGGUGGCAAAUAAUGUUAAAUAUAUCAAAUGAUAAAAGGGUCAUUCUGGAUUAUUUCUGUUUCCAUUCUUUGUUACUUUAUACAAUUCAAAGGCUCUUUGAAAUCAACUAUAUUCAUUUGACAGCUGUAGUUGCUAGUUAGAUUGUAAAUACAUGCAACGUGAAAAUAUGCUACUUAUAUGUUGACCAUUAACAAUAAUCCAAUUAUAUAAAAUGCAUUUGAUAUAUUCUGCUUAAUGCUAAAUUACACUUUACAUACCAUACAAUAGUUAUGAUUAAAUAAACAACAAACACCAUUUUUAGGUAGAAUUUAACCGUCAACAAUCUGUUUCAUCAGAAUUGUUUGGGUCUUGGUUUUAUACAUCAUUGUAAAACACACCAUGCAAGUAAUUAAAUUAGUCAAUUACAUUAAAAAUCCUAAGUAAAAUGAAUUCAUAAAACUGAGCUCAUAGUAAUAAGCUGAUUAAGAAAAUAUGCUUGAGAGAAUAAAAGAUAAUUACUUUUGUGUUUUUACACACGACUUUUUCAGUAAAAGCAUUUUGACCUGUCAUAGCAGUAAAUCACAUGUGUGAAUAAUACAAUGAAUGAUGACUGCAUUCCAUCUAGCUACUUCAGUCCUGGUAUUAUUAUUUUUAUUGUUGUUGAUAUUAGUAGCACCUGUGCUCAAGUCAAAAUGCCUGCUGCGGAUAAAGGUUAUAUAUAAAUGAUAUGAGACUGACGGAUUUCUUUUAAAAAUGGUAAUUGCCUUAUUUUGGAAAUUUCUUUUAAUAAACCAACAAGCAGCACUGCUGUGUGACAAGCUGUAGGAAUUACAAUGUUCCCCGGUGACAGAUGGCAUGAGCACGGCAUGAACCAGUCGAGGUGCUGUAUAGCUAUUAAUGAAACACUUGCUGUCAAUGUGCUAUAUACCAAGUUAUAUAUAUACAUAUAUAGUUGUGUGUAAAUUUCCGAAAACAUUGCGGUGGGAUCGCUGGCUGCAAAGACAGGUGUGUCUUACUGUGUCUGUCAUCAUGUGUCUGCGUUGUUGUCAUCAUUAGCACGUGCUGCGCGGCCUUAACGCUUCCUGUGAGACGCAGUCAACAGACUGGUCAAUACAGAGCAACGGAAGGAACCGAAAUGGUUGGACAUGUUGAAGAAGUAAGUGUUACGGUGUAAGAAAGCUAUGCGACACCACGGAGAUCAGAAAAGAACAAUAAUUAGCACAUUUCACCCAGCUUGUGUGUUCCCACCUGCAAUUAGAGGUUGCCAUGGUGAUGGUAACUGCUGAGUGAUUCUUGGGUCAGACAGAUUAUUUAAUAGGAGAUUAAGAUGAGAAGCAUCACUCAAACUCGACUUUAUUACUUAAAAUGUGUCAUUCAUAUGUCUUUAUUUUUACAUUUUGACAGUGAGUGGACUGUUGUGAAAUAUGUGGUUAUAGUUUGGGAAGUAGAGCGAGCUGAGAAAAGUCCCCUGUUAUGCUUUGCUUCUGAAAUGAAUCAGUCGACAUUGCAGUCGACGGACAGAUGGCACUUCUGCCACUUCGGCUCGCUGUGGACGUCUGUUCGCUCAGAAAGUUACAUUGUUCCAAAGACCACACAUUGCUCUAUACGUGUUGAUGAAAUAAUUAUGUAUGAAGAGUGAAAAGGAAAUGUUGAAGAGAAAUGUAACACUGAAACCCCAGUCCGCAUGCCAUGUCCCAACAAUCUGUCCAUUCAUUUGAAUGAGGUAAGAAUUCACGAAAAACUUUAAAUAGUUGAUAAUAGUAUGAAAGAUGCAAACCCCAAAAAAAUGUACUUGCGAUAAUAUCUUCAAUGAGCUGAACAUUUUGAACAUAGAAAAUGAAGUCUCUACAUUGAAUGGUGUUGAUGUAGUUAGGUGCCAAAAAAAGAAGGAGACCAAUUAAGUUCAUUUACUUUGCAUCCAUGCCUUAGCAUAAUCAACAAUAUAUGUAGAUAGAAAUGUGAAUGCUUAUUAUUUCUGGGAUUUCUUAAUAUUUGUUAUCAUCAAAUGAUUUCCUAAAAGACUUUCCACCAAUUUUGAAAUUGUAAAAGUGAAAACUCUCAGACUAUGGUGGUGUAAAUAAAGUGAGUGUGUGUGUGUGUGUGUGUGACAUUCCCAGAAAAGUGUGACAUGCCUCUUUGUUUGGAGCAUUGUAAUGAACUUGUACUGCCACUUCAUAUCUCUGAGAAUCUGAUUUCUCUGUAUUUAUUUGUUUUUUUUAAUAUAAUUUAAUAUAACUGUUGCUAAGGAAUGGCUUUGUCUGGUGGAAAAAAUAUCAGUAUUACCAACACCUCAGUUUUAAUGGAAGAGAGCUUUCUUAGUGUAAGAAUGUCUAUGUACAUGUUUAAAGUCUUGUGAUGAAAUGAACAGUCUAAAAAUACUUUUGGCUUGUAAUAUUUAAUCUGCCAUUUUUUUCAAAAUAAGUGACUUCUGCUUAAGAUAUCUGAAAUAAAUGCAUCGAAUGGCCAUGACAUU